Elephantulus edwardii (Cape elephant shrew) is the source of this 2079-nucleotide messenger RNA. It is a transcript of the gene MTO1, whose product is annotated as mitochondrial tRNA translation optimization 1. Gene Ontology annotation, cellular component: cytosol. The record is from RefSeq and is a predicted model, not a curated record. NCBI's taxonomy places the organism in Eukaryota, Metazoa, Chordata, Mammalia, Macroscelidea, Macroscelididae. Gene Ontology annotation, biological process: tRNA wobble uridine modification; tRNA methylation. Bases 1 to 2079 code for a protein of 692 amino acids. Gene Ontology annotation, molecular function: flavin adenine dinucleotide binding. The transcript is spliced from 12 exons.
AUGUUCUCUCUGCAACGCUGCGGCCGCCGGCUCACGAGGUUCUUCAACAAACAGCACUUUCCGUUGGCCCGGUUCAGCGGUGAGAGCGGCGCACCCGGGUCUCCGCACUUCGAUGUCAUUGUCGUCGGCGGAGGACAUGCGGGGACUGAAGCAGCCGCCGCCGCCGCUCGGUGCGGCUCCCGGAGUCUGCUGCUCACGCACCGUGUGGACACGAUCGGCCAGAUGUCCUGUAAUCCUUCUUUUGGGGGCAUCGGAAAGGGGCAUUUAAUGAGGGAAGUAGAUGCUUUGGAUGGCCUGUGUUCCCGCAUCUGUGACAAGUCUGGGGUACAUUACAAAGUAUUAAACCGGCGUAAGGGACCAGCUGUGUGGGGCCUACGAGCUCAAAUUGAUAGGAAGCUUUAUAAACAGAACAUGCAGAAAGAAAUCUUGAAUACACCACUGCUUACUGUUCAAGAGGGAGCUGUGGAAGAUCUUCUUCUUACAGAACCAGAGCCGGAACACAUUGGGAAAUGCCGUGUUAAUGGAGUUAUCUUGGUUGAUGGGAGCACAGUGUAUGCCGAGAGUGUCAUCCUGACUACUGGAACAUUUCUGAGAGGCAUGAUCAUAAUUGGAUUGGAGAUGAAUUCAGCAGGACGUUUAGGGGAUCAGCCUUCUAUAGGAUUGGCUCAGACUCUGGAGAAAUUGGGGUUUGUAGUUGGAAGGUUGAAGACUGGAACUCCACCCCGAAUUGCAAAAGAUUCCAUUAAUUUCAGCAUUCUAAAUAACCAGAUGCCAGAUAAUCCAUCUGUACCAUUCAGUUUCCUCAAUGAGACAGUGUGGAUUAAGCCAGAAGAUCAGCUCCCAUGUUACUUGACUUACACCAAUUCUAAAGUGGAUGAGAUUGUCCUUGAGAACCUUCACCUUAAUAGUCACGUUAAAGAAACUACAAGAGGACCCCGAUACUGUCCCUCCAUUGAAUCGAAGGUUUUGCGUUUUCCAAACCGUGUACAUCAGGUGUGGCUGGAGCCUGAAGGAAUGGAUUCUGACCUUAUAUACCCCCAAGGGUUGUCUGUGACACUGCCAGCAGAGUUACAGGAGAAAAUGAUCAGGUGCAUCAGAGGCCUGGAGAGAGCUAGGAUGAUCCAGCCAGGUUAUGGUGUUCAGUAUGAUUACUUUGACCCCCGACAGAUCACUCCUUCCCUUGAGACUCAUUUGGUUCAACGGCUUUUCUUUGCUGGACAAAUAAAUGGUACCACUGGCUAUGAGGAAGCUGCUGCCCAAGGUGUGAUAGCUGGGAUCAACGCCAGUCUUCGAGUCAGUCAAAAGCCUCCUUUUAUCGUUAGCCGAACAGAAGGCUACAUAGGCGUCUUGAUUGAUGACCUCACCACACUGGGUGCCAGUGAACCAUACCGCAUGUUUACCAGCCGUGUGGAAUUCCGUUUGUCACUGCGCCCUGAUAAUGCCGACAGGCGGCUUACCUUCCGAGGAUAUAAGGAAGCUGGCUGUGUAUCCCAAAAGCGAUAUGAAAGAGCGUCUUGGAUGAAAUCUUCUUUAAAAGAAGGCAUUUCUGUGCUGAAAUCCAUUGAACUUUCAAGUGUUAAAUGGAAAAAUUUAAUCCCAGAGGCUUCUAUAAGUAUUAACAAAAAUCAGCUUCUCAGAGCUCUAGAUGUUUUGAAAUAUCAAGAAGUUGACAUGGAGUUAUUAGCCAAGGCUGUGCCAGAGCCUUUGAAGAAGUACACUGAUUGUAGAGAGCUAGCAGAAAGACUGAAAAUAGAAGCCACUUAUGAAUCAGCAUUGUUCCAACAGCAGAAGGAAAUACAGGGAGUUCAGCUAGAUGAAGCUCUCCAACUGCCGAAAGACUUAGAUUAUUUGACUCUCAAGGCUGUAUCCUUAUCCCAAGAAGCUCGAGAGAAACUACAUUUCAGUCGCCCACAGACGAUUGGAGCUGCUAGCCGUAUACCUGGAGUGACGCCCGCUGCUCUCGUCAACCUGCUCAGAUUUGUGAAAACCACUCAGCAGAGACAAGCAGCUAAGGAUGAAUUGCCUAAAACUGGUGAAUACUUACGUGAUGCAGACAAACUUCGAGAGAGAAAGAUCUAG